Messenger RNA from Centropristis striata (black sea bass), 2980 nucleotides. RefSeq names its product leucine-rich repeat-containing protein 3-like. Lineage: Eukaryota; Metazoa; Chordata; Actinopteri; Perciformes; Serranidae. The record is from RefSeq and is a predicted model, not a curated record. The coding region runs from base 968 to 1768 and encodes 266 amino acids. The transcript is spliced from 2 exons. Gene Ontology annotation, molecular function: protein binding.
CAGAGCAGAGGGGAGGGGCAGGCAGGGCAGCCAGGGAGGAGGACAAACAAACAGACAGACAGACAGGAGGGGGACUGGAGGAGGAGGAGGAGAAGUGCCAGCAGAGCAGCAGUCCGAUCCACGCGCUGCCAUACCGGACGGGACUCCUUCUGGCGCCGCGCACGCGUAAAAUGCGCACGCCGUUUAGAGAGAGUGGUGCGUGAUAAGUCGGGACCGGUGCGGCUCCUGUAGACCUCGCCUGAACACCACCACCACCACCUCCAUCAACAAGUGUGACUGUCGUGUUGUGUUUCACGAGAAGACACAAAAGAGCAGGAGAUAUGAUUCAAUCCACUCGGAGAUUUCAUAACUUCUUCCGCGCGUGCCGUUUUGGAACUUUACCGUUUUCCUCCGUAUUCCCUCGCGGACAUGUGAACGCUAGCUGACUGUACUUUUUUGAAAUCUAAUUUCUUUUUUCUUUUUUUUUUGAAAGAAUGUUUUGUGUUCUGCCUUCUUCUGACGAUGAUACAGAUGUGAUAUGAACUACAGCUGCACUACCGCUCAUAUCUCUGCUUACCUUUUCCUGCCACAGACUGGAUUAAAAAAAAAAAGUAGCUAUUAAUGCAUUCCAGGAUCCAACUCUGUUCACAUCACGACAUGUUGAUUCCAAUGUCUCUUACCCUUCUCCGAACUCUGAAUUUUUCAACGUCAUCACAAUAAAACCGAGAUUACAUUUCCCUGCUGGAAUAUGCUCAGUGAGCAGCUCGAUUUUUCAAAUGAGCUCUUUUGAAAUCUGUUUAAAAAAAUAAUAUAAAACAGAUAAACUUUGAAGAACUAUCUCAAGAUAAGUCCUCAUGCUGGUGUAAAUAAACUUAUAAUUCUGGCAUUUUGCAAGCUAAUGAAGCGGCAAUCAUCAUUAAAUGCCAAUAAACAGGUGGAACUAUGAUUGCUUUUGCCUGACAGGACUUGUGGGAGGUUGCUGCUGAAUAUGCAGGGCUUAGCGGCACCUGAUAUGCCCAGGAAAUUCCCUAUCUUUGAUGGCUUUGCCCUCUUAUGGGGCUUGCUCUUUGGAUUAUUCAUUGCAAGUGCACCAGUGAAGGCUUGUCCCGCCAGUUGUCACUGUAUCGAGAAGAGUGGUAUGACCGUGGUCCAGUGUAUGUCUCGCAACUUGGAGCACAUCCCACCAGAUCUUCCAAGAGAUACUGUUGUCCUUCUUUUGGCAUCCAACCACAUCACCCACAUCCCCAACCACGCCUUCAAAGAACUGCACUACCUUCAAGAGCUGGACCUGUCUAACAAUGACAUUGAAACUGUGGACCUCGGAGCUUUUCAGGGGGUCACAGACAGCCUCCUUGUCCUGGAUCUAUCAAACAAUCGCAUCCAAAGUGUCCCCAAAGAGGCGUUUGCGCGUCUACGAGCAAAAAUCAGCCUCUCGAACAACCCGUGGCACUGUGAGUGCACGCUGCAGGAGGUCCUGAGGGAGCUGCGGCUGGACCCCGAGACGGUGAACGAGGUGAUCUGCCACACAGCAGUGCAGGAGGAAUAUGCAGGCAAACCGGUAAUCCAGGUGCUGGACUCAGGGAUCAACUUCUGCAACUUUCACCACAAGACCACCGACGUAGCCAUGUUCGUCACCAUGUUCGGCUGGUUCACCAUGGUGAUCGCAUACGUCAUUUACUAUGUAAGACACAAUCAGGAGGAUGCUAGGAGGCACCUGGAGUACCUCAAGUCACUGCCAAGCAGCUCUCAGAUCAGCAAGGACUUUGACACCAUCAGCACUGUUCUUUAGCAGGGCCAUAUGUGGACUCAUGUGGUGUGUGUGUAUGUGUGUGUGUGUGUGUGUCUGUAAAUAUGUGAGUAAAUGUGUCUUUAUGUAUAAAAUGACUAGAAAGCUGUUGCAACACAUAAUCACCACUGUUUCUGAGCACAUGAUUUAAGGUCUUUAACUGACUAAAUGGGUAAUUUUCGAUUUUUAAACCCCGUAGGUGAUAACUUUUUUUAUAUAUUAUUCCAAAAGAAUUAUUUCAGUGUUAUGAAAUAUGACUAAAUCUGGCUCUACAACCAGAAACAAGGAAACAGUGAUAGCACAAAAUAAACACAAUAGUCGUAGAACUCAUAUUUCCAUGAGUGAUGAUGGUCUAGACCGUAGAGAUAAAUGUUCCCACUCUGGUGUCGAUCCACAGUGUGAUUGAAUUUGGACUGAGAUAAAUGAGGAGGACGACUGUGUCCCCCAGUUACUUUGUAUUGAUUGAUCUAUGUUCUUCAUGCCACACUGUCAAGGUAAAGGCCGUUUUACGAGACGCAGAAAUAGGACAUGGUAUUAAAAUUCAGUUUGCAUAACAGCCCUGCCUCCAGUAAACCUGACACAAGAAACUGACCCAGGAAAUAAGAUUACUUUGUGCAAACUGUGUCACGGACCAUACAUGUGCAGCUCUGAUGUAAGGAUGUCCGUGCUUAAAAUGAUUUUUUUCUCUAUCCUGAGAUAAUGAACUCAUCAUUGCGAGAAAACAAGCUUUGUUUUAUCGAGAAAACAAGCUGUCUCCUCAGGAUAAUGAAAUGAUUAGCUUAUUUUCUUGAGAGAUUUCAAACAUUUCAUCAUCUUAUGUCAAGGUAAUGAAAAAAAUGAAACGUGUUUAUUUUAGUGGCAUUUUGCUGCAUUGAAGGCUUUAGGUUGAAAUGUAUUUUACACAGGGUAACAGACUGCUUAUUGUAAUAUGUGAUAUAGAGGUGUGAGGAUGAACAUGGCAAAGUACAGUUUUUUUCCAAUUUGGUACACUAAAAAUUGUCAUAUCUCUAAAAAUAGGAACUCUUAUUUUUUCUGAAGAUUUUUGGAUCAAUUAUCGCUUUUUAAUUAGUGAUGGUAAGUAAACAACUUUCUGUUGCAAACAUGCAUUCAUGUCUAAUGUUCACGAGCUGUUUCAUUGUGCUUUGGUCUCCACAAACUCCUGAGAACAAAAUGUCUCACUGGAUGUUCAACUUUCCUUAAUUACCUGUGUGUGUG